AUGCUUGUUCUUGCAGCAGUCUAUAACUGCAGUAUCGGCUGGCUCAAGGAGCUCGUGCCUAAGGAAAAGCUGCAAAAGCUGCUCAGUCGCACGAUUGCCUUUAUUCGCCGACUGCAGUGUGCUUCCAGUGUCGCAGUCAGUGAUAUUCUGAUUCUUGAAGCAAUUGAUCGACUUCUUUUUCCCGAGAGGGAUGGGAAUGAUGUCUACAAGAAUGAGGGCCUGACUGGCGAUUCUAUCGAAUCUGGCGGCUCGUUCAACUCUAUCCACGCUAUGGCCUAA
Molecule: messenger RNA, 279 nt
Organism: Aureobasidium uvarum
Lineage: Eukaryota; Fungi; Ascomycota; Dothideomycetes; Dothideales; Saccotheciaceae
Source: the annotation of a GenBank genome assembly